UCGUAACUUUCCGCUCAACAACCAGUGAACGGAUAUGGAGCCAGCGACAAAGAAGGCCAAAGCAGAUGAUGGUGGUGAGGGCGGUCGCCUCUGGGGCGGUCGCUUCACGGGUGCCACGGACCCGUUGAUGGAAGCCUUCAACGCCAGCAUCGGGCUUGACAAGCGCAUGUAUGCGCAGGACAUCCAGGGAAGCGUGGCAUACGCCCGCGCCCUGGCAAAGGCCGGCCUCAUUACUGCCGAGGAGGAGCGCAGCAUCGUCAAGGGCCUGCAGGCCGUCUUGGAGGAGUGGCGCGCCGGAAAGUUCGUCAUUGCUGAUGGCGACGAAGACAUCCACACCGCCAACGAGCGCCGCUUGAAGGAGAUCAUCGGCGAGCCAGCCGGCAAACUGCACACCGGGCGCAGUCACCGAUCAUAA
Messenger RNA from Salpingoeca rosetta, 415 nucleotides. RefSeq names its product plastid argininosuccinate lyase. The coding region runs from base 35 to 415 and encodes 126 amino acids. Gene Ontology annotation, molecular function: argininosuccinate lyase activity. Lineage: Eukaryota; Choanoflagellata; Craspedida; Salpingoecidae. The transcript is spliced from 3 exons. The record is from RefSeq and is a predicted model, not a curated record. Gene Ontology annotation, cellular component: cytosol.